Messenger RNA from Gymnogyps californianus (California condor), 769 nucleotides. Its product is annotated as ovomucoid-like. The record is from RefSeq and is a predicted model, not a curated record. Lineage: Eukaryota; Metazoa; Chordata; Aves; Accipitriformes; Cathartidae. Gene Ontology annotation, molecular function: protein binding; serine-type endopeptidase inhibitor activity.
AUGACUUCACAAGGUCAGGGAGAUGUAUAUAUAUAGUGCAGAGGGAGAAGGGUGAGAACCCUACUGAACUCAACAGUGACAGAUUUACAAGUAACAGACUAUACAACCAUCUCUGCUAUGAAGACAACAAGAAGUGUUGCCCUUCUUGGGCUUGUGCUUUUCAGCUGCCUUUCUGAUAUUGUUAUUGCUCAACGACGGGCCUCCUGCAGCCUGUACCGGUUGUCCGGAAAAAUGCAGUUUGCCUGUCCCCGCAACUACGAACCCGUCUGCGGGACCAAUGACGUGACCUACCCCAACGAGUGCACCCUCUGCAAUGAAAUCAUCCGUAACCAAGCCAUCGACAAGAAGCACGAUGGAAGAUGUGUUAAGCUCGACUGUACUGGCUACCUGAGAUCAAGCAAUGGUCAUGCAACCGCCUGCACCCUGGAGUACAUGCCCAUCUGCGGCACCAACGGGGUUACCUACACAAACAAGUGCAACUUCUGCAAUGCUGUGGCGAACGGACUGGACAUAAACCUGCGCCAUGUUGGAGAAUGCUUUGAGCAGAUUGACUGCAGCGAACAGAAGGGUAGCGAUCUCAUCUGCACCGCCGACUAUAACCCUGUUUGCGGCUCCGAUGGCAAAACUUACGGAAACGAGUGCCAGUUCUGCAGCGCAGUUUUGCGGAGCCAGGAAACUCUGUUCCUCAAACACCGUGGUGAAUGCUGAGCGCUAGAGCCGUACCCUUCGCCCUGAUUUUUCCCUUACAAAUCCUGCAAACACGCUCUUC